Culex quinquefasciatus (southern house mosquito) is the source of this 681-nucleotide messenger RNA. RefSeq names its product protein NDUFAF4 homolog. Gene Ontology annotation, biological process: mitochondrial respiratory chain complex I assembly. NCBI's taxonomy places the organism in Eukaryota, Metazoa, Arthropoda, Insecta, Diptera, Culicidae. The transcript has 3 exons. The coding region runs from base 109 to 666 and encodes 185 amino acids. The record is from RefSeq and is a predicted model, not a curated record. Gene Ontology annotation, cellular component: mitochondrion.
UUCAGUACUUUAUGGUUAGCGCCUGAUUGUUGUGUUCUAUACUUUAGCCUUUGAAUUGUUGUGCAAUAGUUGUUUCAGUUUAUUAAAAAUCAUUUACAAAUUAUCAUUAUGGGCAUAGUACAGUCACUUGUUUCACGACAAUUUAAUAAAUUUAAUGUUGAAAAUCGCGCUCAAAAAAUAAUUUCCCAAGAUAAGCCCAAGCCUGCACCAAAAUUUGAUUCCAACUUAAGAGACCUAGAAAGAGUUUUACAAGAAUAUCCCGAAUUGAUCAACAAGCAAAACAAAAAGGAUGAAUUGUUAGAUGAUUACUUGAAACAUGUCUAUGUAACUUCUACACGUUCGGAACCCACCCGUCAAAGACAGUUGGAAUACGCGUUACCUUUGGAUCGCUCAGCUGUUGAUGAUUUCGAAUUUGGGCAUUUGGAACCACAAAAGGUGUCUAAAGGCCGUUGCACAUUACGCCAAGCUAUGGAGUUUAUUUCCAAUCACCAAACCGAUCCAUCGCAAUGGAAUGCCGCUGCGAUAUCUAAACGCUAUGAUUUGAAAGAGAAUCUUGUGAAUGACAUUCUUAAGCACUUCAAACCAUUUGAAUUGCAUUUACCUGAGAACAAACAAAAAGGCAAGGCAUUUCCCAAUACAAGUAAUCAAAAUAAAUUGCUGAAUUAAAUCGUCUGUAUUUCA